GUUCAUAUGGCAUGGAAAAUAAUCUUCAUCCUACUCCUUUUGUUCUCCAUAACACUUACCCUAAUAAGACCCACAACUGCUAAAGUGAACCCUCUUUUCUUAAGCUCAACUUGUGACUACUCAAAGGGAAACUAUACUAAAAAUAGUCCCUACUAUUCAAAUCUCUUACAUACCUUUGCUAAUCUUAGCUCCCUCUCCGCUUUCAAUACUUUCUCCAACUUCACUUCAGGCUCGGGUGAGGAUGCCACAAACAAAAUUUACGCCUUAUAUGACUGUCGGCUUGACCUCACACUCCAAACAUGCCAGGAUUGCGUUAAAGAUGCCGGAAUAGAGCUGUUGCAGAGUUGCCCGUCGAAAGAGGCCAUAGCAAUAUAUGCGGAGUGCAUGUUACGGUAUGCAAACCGUCCGAUUGUUGCCAUGAUGGAGCUAACGCCCCCUCAAAUUAUAUGUGGGGUUGGGGUUACUAUGGCUGACGAAGGUGUGCUGAAUCGGACGAUUAAGCCGAUCUUCAAAGGGUUGAUAGAAGAAGCCACAUCAGAAAAUUCAUCGCGGUACUUUGCCACUGGAGAAGGGAGUUACUUUGAAUACCAGAAGGUAUAUUGUUUGGUGCAAUGUACUCCUGAUAUUAGUAGGGAUCAAUGCAAGAUGUGUCUAAUAAAAUGCCUUGAAUUAUACGCUUAAUUGCGCGAAUGGUAGCCAAUUACUAAGCGUAUCUAAUGUGCCAAGAUGUGUCUAAUGCGCGAAUGGUAGUACGUACACAAUAAAAAGUACUACUAGCCAUGUUCUUAUCACAAACAUAAAAUGAUCGAUUGAGAAAGUUAAGGAGACAUUAUACUUUUCUCAAAGCUUAUUUCAUAGAGGCGUAUGUACCAUGCAUGGUACAUACGUUUAAUUAAGAAAAAGCAGAAUAAACAUAUUAUAAAAUGUAAUGAACAUUUUGUUACAGUGAAAAGAACAUACUAUUAAAACGUAAUGAACAUAUACAUAGAGUGAAAAGAACAUACUAUUAAAAUAUAAUGAACAUAUACCUAGAGUAAAAACAACAUACUGUUAAAUAAUGUACU
Chenopodium quinoa (quinoa) is the source of this 1064-nucleotide messenger RNA. Its product is annotated as cysteine-rich receptor-like protein kinase 26. Lineage: Eukaryota; Viridiplantae; Streptophyta; Magnoliopsida; Caryophyllales; Amaranthaceae. The transcript is spliced from 2 exons. The record is from RefSeq and is a predicted model, not a curated record. Bases 7 to 681 code for a protein of 224 amino acids.